UUGAAUCUGCAUUCUUCUAAAGUGGUCAUCUGAAGACGCGCUGCACCACUGCUAACCACUCAACCUGAUCAAGCUCUUCUCACUAGCUUCUGUGGAGGAGGGGUGAGACAGCAUGUGAGUGCUGCUUGGAGUCCUUUUUUGGUAUGGCAACGGGCUGAUUGUAAUAUAGGACAAGAAAACAUAAAGAAUUUGUAUUUUAAUGUACAAAGAGGGACUACUUGAAAUGGUUUCCUUUUUGUAGUGAAAAUUGCCUUUUUACUGGAUUUAGCAGACGAUAGACAAACUACAGAAUAACACAAUGGCUCAAAUGGACACAGAGUUUGGUGUGAAGGGCAGCAGCAUCAUCAGGGAAUGGAGUGGACAGGUCCAGCCUGCUCUGGUCGCCUUCUUUGUUUUCCUCUUCUGUCUGGAAGCCUGUCUGUGGGUCAGGAACUUCAGGCUCAAGAGAAGACUGCCAGGACCCUUCGCCUGGCCCGUGGUGGGCAACGCCAUGCAGCUGGGCCAGAUGCCUCACAUCACCUUCGCCAAGUUGGCCAAAAAAUACGGCAACGUGUACCAGAUACGGCUAGGCUGCAGCGAUAUUGUGGUUCUGAAUGGAGACAAGGCGAUACGUCAGGCUCUGAUACAGCACAGCACAGAGUUUGCAGGCAGACCAAAUUUUGUCUCUUUUCAGGCUGUCUCAGGGGGGAAAAGUAUGACUUUCACCAAUUACAGCAAACAGUGGAAGAUGCACAGGAAAAUUGCUCAAUCAACGAUCAGAGCAUUCUCAUCUGCCAACAGCCAGACCAAAAAAGCCUUUGAGCAGCAAAUUGUGGCUGAAGCCACAGAGCUGGUUGAAAUUUUCCUUAAACUCAGUGCUCAGGGCCAGCAUUUCAACCCCGGUCAUGAGCUGACAGUAGCUGCAGCAAAUGUGAUUUGUGCCUUGUGCUUUGGAACACGUUAUGGACAUGAUGAUGUUGAGUUUAGAGUCUUGUUACAGAGGGUAGAUAUGUUUGGACAGACAGUAGGGGCUGGCAGCUUGGUAGAUGUGAUGCCAUGGCUUCAGUCUUUCCCUAAUCCAGUCCGCAGUAUGUUCAAGAACUUCAAAGACCUGAAUAAAGAGUUCUUUGGGUUUGUCCAGAACAAGGUAGAGAAGCACAGAGAGACAUUUGAUCCAGAGGUAACGAGGGAUAUGAGUGAUGCCUUUAUUGGUGUGAUUGACAAGGCUGAGAGUGACAACGGACUCACCAAAGGCCACACAGAGGGGGUGGUGUCAGAUCUGAUAGGUGCAGGUCUGGAUACCGUCUCCACCGCGCUUCACUGGAUUGUCCUUCUGCUGGCUAAACACCCUGAAAUGCAAACCAAACUCCAUGAACUCAUUGACAAGGUGGUGGGGCGAAACAGGUUGCCGUCUGUCGAGGACAGAAGUUGUCUGGCCUACCUGGAUGCCUUCAUCUAUGAAACCAUGCGCUUUACCAGCUUUGUCCCUGUCACCAUUCCCCACUCCACAACUUCAGACGUCACCAUCGAAGGUCUCCGCAUUCCCAAAGACACGGUGGUCUUCAUCAAUCAGUGGUCUGUCAACCAUGACCCCCUGAAGUGGAAGGAUCCACAUGUCUUUGACCCCUCGCGCUUCCUGGAUGAAAAGGGCUCCCUAGACAAGGAUCUCACCAACAAUGUUAUGAUCUUCUCAGCAGGGAAGAGAAGAUGUAUUGGGGACCAGAUUGCCAAAGUCGAGAUAUUUUUGUUCUUUGCAAUUCUACUCCACCAAUGUAGCUUUGAGAAAUGUGCUAAUGAAGACCUGUCUUUAAACUGCUCCUAUGGUUUAACACUGAAGCCUUUAGAGUACAAGAUUGCUGCCAAACUCAGGGGAGAAUUACUUUCAGGCUAAUGAAAAAAAACAUUUGACAAUGGGUUCUCCAAUUAAAGAACAUCAAUGCAAUAUAAGGUAUGUGUUCUAAAAUAAAUAUCUAUGCUUUGCAUCACAGAGGAUUUUAAUAUAAUAAUCUUUAAUUUACCCAAAAAAUGCAAAUGAUAAGAUUUCUUACUUCUGCUGACAUUUGAAAUUGUGACCAAAUACAAUAUUUCACUCAAUUACAACAUCUCUGCCAGUUUAUGUAUUAAAAGUAAGCACCCUGUAAAUGGCAUUAGAAAGCAUGUGAGUCAUAUCUGAACUCCACAGCAAUUUUACUCCUCAACUCUAAAAAACUGUGACUGACUGAGAAAACCUAAAUAUAUCUGCGCUGGCUCUCCUACAUCAUGUAAGAAAUAGAAAAACUGUAAUGAAAGCUUUGAUGUGUUUUCCCAAAACCACAAUUCAUAAUAAACCUAAGUAUGUAUUGUUAUUUAUAUGAGGGUAUUUAGCGGAGUCACCCUAAAUUGCAAUAUAAACCGGUGGUGAUGAAUAAACUUCACUUUAAGCAUUUUGGGGGUUUUUCGCUGAUGGGGAGAAAUCAUGUGCCAGCUGUGUGGUCUCAACUGAAUCCUCUGAAUAAUUAUUUAACCAGACACUCAUUUAUCUUUGUAUGUAUCGAACUUUUUGAUGUUUGAGCUUAAUACAAAUAUAGUGUGCAAGUCAUCUCCAUUCAUGUACUCUUAAAUCAUGAGUAAUACUGUUGUAUUCUGAUAAUAACUCAUGUCACAUGUAACAUAUUUCUAAAAGCCACUAAUUGAAUUGUUGGUUGUCGUUUAGUACACAUAAUACAUCACUGUACAACAUGAUUUAGUAGGCAUAUGACAUUGUCUGAAUAAUAAGCUGUAUAGAAUAGCUAAAUAAUGUUUUCAUAAUGAGCAUGGCCCAGUGUGAUACAGUCUAGUGUGACUAAAGCCUUGAAUGUACAAUAAAGAAUUUGUAUUGA
This is a messenger RNA of Siniperca chuatsi (mandarin fish), 2837 nucleotides long. RefSeq names its product cytochrome P450 1B1-like. NCBI's taxonomy places the organism in Eukaryota, Metazoa, Chordata, Actinopteri, Centrarchiformes, Sinipercidae. Bases 299 to 1870 code for a protein of 523 amino acids. The transcript has a single exon. Gene Ontology annotation, molecular function: heme binding; monooxygenase activity; iron ion binding. The record is from RefSeq and is a predicted model, not a curated record.